This is a messenger RNA of Gasterosteus aculeatus aculeatus (three-spined stickleback), 1820 nucleotides long. RefSeq names its product voltage-dependent anion channel 1 (gene vdac1). Gene Ontology annotation, molecular function: voltage-gated monoatomic anion channel activity. Gene Ontology annotation, cellular component: mitochondrial outer membrane. The record is from RefSeq and is a predicted model, not a curated record. NCBI's taxonomy places the organism in Eukaryota, Metazoa, Chordata, Actinopteri, Perciformes, Gasterosteidae. Gene Ontology annotation, biological process: monoatomic anion transmembrane transport.
CCUCCCCUGCCGCCUUGCGUGCCUCGUAACGAACGUGACGCCGCACCGCCUCCUCCCCUCGCUCUCCUCCCUUUGUACGAGUUUGACAAGUCCCUUCUCGACCAGGACAGGAACCCGCAGAGAUCAUGGCCGCUCCUCCCACUUACGUAGACCUUGGAAAGUCUGCCAAAGACGUCUUUACCAAGGGAUACGGCUUCGGGGUCAUCAAGCUGGACUUGAAAACAAAGUCAGAGAACGGACUGGAGUUCACCAGCACCGGCUCCGCCAACACCGAGACCAGCAAGGUCGCCGGAUCCCUGGAGACCAAGUACAAGUGUGCGGAGCACGGACUGACCUUCACCGAGAAGUGGAACACCGACAACACCCUGGGCACCGAGAUCACCAUCGAGGACCAGUUGGCCAAGGGCCUGAAGCUGACGUUCGAUUCCUCCUUCUCGCCAAACACCGGCAAGAAGAGCGGCAAGGUCAAGACGGCCUACAAGUGUGACCACAUCAACCUCGGCUGCGACGUCAACUACGACAUCAACGGCACGGCCAUCCACGGGGCGGCCGUGGUGGGCUACGAGGGCUGGCUGGCCGGCUACCAGACCACCUUCGAGGCCGGAAGGAACCGGAUCACCCAGAGCAACUUCGCCGUGGGCUUCAAGACGGACGAGUUCCAGCUGCACACCAACGUAAACGACGGCACGGAGUUCGGCGGCUCCAUCUACCAGAAGGUGAACGAGCAGCUGGAGACGGCCGUCAACCUGGCCUGGACCGCCGGGAACAGCAACACCCGCUUCGGCAUCGCGGCCAAGUACCAGAUUGAUGCCGACGCGUCCUUCUCUGCCAAGGUGAACAACUCCAGCCUGGUGGGCCUCGGCUACACUCAGACCCUGAAGCCAGGCAUCAAGCUGACGCUCUCCGCUCUCCUCGACGGCAAGAACAUCAACGCCGGCGGCCACAAGCUCGGCCUCGGCCUCGAGUUCCAGGCAUAAGAGGGACGAGGCCAACGCCCGGCCCCCGGCCCCCCCCAAACCACCCAACACUCCCAACACUCCAGUCCUCCUGGCACACAUGCAUUCCCCACAAGAAAACUCCAAAUCCUCAAUUGAUUGGCCCUCACCCCCCCCCCCUCCCCCACACACACACUCCUCUAGGAAUACUACAGCUGGAGCACAGACAGAACCACUGUUAAGGGAACAUUAUAUUUUGAAGCUUAAAGACUUCUGAACAAAACCUCAAACCGGUUCGACAGGAAGUCUGACCUCGAGUAGCGUAGCUCGCCACGGUGGGGGGGAGGGGGGUAGAGCGGCGCUGAGCGGGGUCACAUGUCUCCUCACUACCGCGGCUGGGAGGGGGGAAAAGGGGGCGGGUGGAGGGGCGUUGUUCCACCACCAGAUGGCGCCGUAGAUCCCUCCUCGCUUAGUGUCUGUCCUGAUGCGGGAGGGGUUAGUGGUCCCAGAUGUUAGCAGCUGUCGUCAGCUCAAAGAGACACUACAUCCCCCCCCCCCCCCCCCAGCUCUGUUAUCGUCUCACUCGUUGUAUUCUUUUUGUGUUUGUCUGUGCAUUUGGUGUGAAAAGUUUUUUUUUUUGUUACACAUAGUAAAACAAAAAAGAAUCUGAUUUUCUUGACAGACAGUAGUUUAAUCCACAUGUGAAGUCUUACGAAGGCGGAGAGCCGUCUGGUCGAGCAAAGGGAGAGGAGAGCUAAUCAUGCCCACCGUCACGGGAGGAGGAGAAUACUACUGCUGGUGGUCCUCCACACAUGCUUAUGGGAGUCAUGCAGAGACCUCGACAGUAGUCCUUCCCUGAAUUAAAUAAAGAGCAUCUUGAACCAG